Messenger RNA from Enterobius vermicularis (human pinworm), 1332 nucleotides. The record is from the annotation of a GenBank genome assembly. Lineage: Eukaryota; Metazoa; Nematoda; Chromadorea; Rhabditida; Oxyuridae.
AUGGACGUUUCGACGAAAGAGACUGCUUACAAGACAGUAACAUAUAUGGCCACAACUCUUUCCUUGUUGGCUGCAUUAUCUUUAUUCGUUUCGUUACCGCUAAUCAACAUGUGUGAUCCAGUUAAAAUGACUGUUUUGAAAAGUCAAACCAUAUUACAAAAAUUCAUAGCUUUCAAUAAAGUAAUUAAUAGACCAGUUUCCGUUAUAGGUUGCUGUUUGCCGGGUGAGCCAGGGCCAGACGGUCGACCGGGAAGAAACGGCUUGCCAGGAAAGCCUGGAGCUCAAGGAGCCCCUGGAGCGCCUGGUAGACCGCCAAGGAUAUGUGAGCAACUAACUCUUCCACCAUGCAGACCAUGUCCUCCAGGACCACCAGGACCAGCUGGGCCACAAGGAGAUAAAGGCGCACCAGGUUUACUGGGCGAACCAGGAGAACCUGGAGAACGGGGUCCUGACGGUCGUCAAGGUCCUACUGGCCAAACGGGACCUGACGGACCAUCUGGCUUACCAGGCGAAAUGGGUAAUCCAGGUCAAGACGCUUACAGUGCACAGGCAAUGCCUGGAGAACCUGGACCACCAGGGCCUGAUGGCGAUCAUGGAGAACCUGGAUUACCAGGCAUGCCCGGAAUGCCAGGAUCCAGCGGGUCUCCUGGAAGACGCGGGCCACCAGGUCCCCCAGGCAUUCCAGGACAACCAGGAAAUAGUGGAGAACGAGGUUUGCCUGGAUUAGACGGACCAGCUGGUGAGCGCGGGAUAUGUCCAAAAUAUUGCGCGUUGGAUGGCGGAGUAUUCUUUGCAGAUGGCCCCAUUCUAGAAUCAGAGGAACGUGAAAGAGCCUAUCGAUAUGUCGCCUAUUCGGCUCUAAUAGCAUCUUUUCUGGCACUUUUAGUAGCCUUCAUCACAUUACCAAUGGUCAACAAUUAUGUUAAUUCCAUGCACGCCAGGGUACAGUCUGAGAUGGAAUUCUGUAAGAUGUCAGCUAGAGAUGUUCUGUUAGAAGUAGAAAAAUAUCGGACCUCACCAAACAGCAAAGUACCAGAAUUGAUGCAAAAGAUGAUCAAUAAUGCAACAUGGCCAAGGCAAAAACGACAAGCUAGUGGAAUCUGCGAAGGCUGCUGCCUUCCUGGAGAACCAGGUCCAGACGGUCUUCCGGGCAAACAUGGUAUCCCAGGGCGACCAGGACCACAGGGAAUGCCAGGUUUCCCUGGUCGUCCACCAGCGAUAUGCGAAGAAGUUACUCCUCCACCUUGCACUCCAUGUCCACCAGGAGAACCUGGACCGCCGGGACCUCCAGGAGAUCCUGGUAAGAUAACGUUUAAUAUUUCAGCAGCCUAA